Messenger RNA from Aspergillus homomorphus CBS 101889, 1482 nucleotides. RefSeq lists its product as uncharacterized. The transcript is spliced from 2 exons. The record is from RefSeq and is a predicted model, not a curated record. Bases 1 to 1482 code for a protein of 493 amino acids. NCBI's taxonomy places the organism in Eukaryota, Fungi, Ascomycota, Eurotiomycetes, Eurotiales, Aspergillaceae.
AUGCCUACCACUUCCCCGGCUCCGUCGUUGUCCUUGAAAAAGAAGGUCAUUGUUUCUAUACCUGCUUCUGGUGUUAACUGUCGCGCACAGCUUCGUAUCUUUCAUGAUAUACAUACUAAUAAAGGAUCCAUCUCCCUCAAGAUCAAAGCAAAGCUUGCUAACCGGGAGGAUGAACCUCAGGACCUAGCAUUGAGCAUCCAUCCAAACAUAGUCGAAAACUGUGCGCUAUCCAUGACGAAUGACGACGGUUCUUGUCCUCCUCCAGUAGUUCCUAUGCUUCCAUCGCUUUUACGAGAAAAUGCAAUCUCGACACUAAGCCUGACACUUAAUACAACUGGUAUAGUCCUUUGUCCAGAUGGGAUGAAGUCUAUAAGCCCAGCCGAUUCAAACGACACGGAUUUCUACGGAUUUGCCAAAAUCUCUCAAUCUAAAUCACUGCGUCUACACUUUUCAAACCGACAAUUCAGGGAAGGCGAACUGAAACAGCUGAAGAAAUUCUCGUUAGCCCUGGACAGCAAAUCUCUUGGGGCAGAGUCUUUUAGACAAACUCUGAGCGUGGUCGAGCGGGAUUGGACUAUCUUCAGUCUGUCACCCGAUCCACCUCCAUAUGAGGAGCCUGCGUUGGAGCAGACCAGGCAAGUGGAGCUACCCCUAUAUUCCGAGGAAUCUGGACCCGAGCAGGUGAUUGGGAAACGGUACAGAGGUAUCUUGUUGUAUAUACUUUGGCCAUUGCCAUCCGACGAUAAUAAAAGACAAAAACGACUGCUCCUCUCAACCCCACAGCCGCUAGACUCUGCCACCGAAGUUGCUACCCCGAGUACUCGCUCCCAGUCACCGGCAUCGAUCCGCCCGACUUACUUUACGCGUGCUCUAUCUCCUGGCCGCACCUCUCGUAACAAACUUAGACGUCUCGAAAAUGAUUUGCGCGGUAUUUCCGAUGACCAAGUCCGGGAAGCAUUAAUUCGAACCGGACACGGACAUCUGCUAGCCCGCCCAGAAGAAGUACAUGGGAACCUGCCAUUCAUCUCCGAGAAAGCCGCCUUUCCCACUGUCGAGCGGACGGAAUGCCCCUUCAAACACUAUAUCGAUGAGAUGAUCAAGCGCAGCCUUGCACCUGUCGCCAACGAGGUCAUUGACAGUGUCGUGAGCGACGGCCGUGACCAGAUCUCCGAUGAAUGUAAACUCAACGCAGCCGAAUUCCGCGAGCAGGUCGACGAUGGUAACUCCGAGGUACGCAUGACGGCCCAUGAAUGUAUGAAGGAAAUACAAGAACAAGCACAGCAGUACAUGGAUGACCUAGAAGAACAAGCACAGCGGUGCAUGAGUGAUAUCGACAAUCGCAGGAUCGAGGUUGAGAUGUCAUUGGGGGGGAUUGUUGCCAGAUUCAAGCGCUGGUUCGCUGAUUCUGCACCAUCCUUCCUUGGCGGCAAGUCCAGCACUCUUCAUGAGUUGGGGACUCAUACCAGACGCGAAUCCAUUUAG